UUAUUUACCUCAUUUUCCUUUCCCUCCUAAAAAAAAUGGAGUUCUCUAAGAUAACUUCACUUCUUUUCAUUUCCAUGCUUUUCCUUUCUUCCCUCACUCCCAUUCUUGGUUGUGGCUAUUGUGGUAAACCUUCUCACAAACCCAAAAAGCCCAAAGUUCCUUCUCCCAUUGUCAAACCCCCUAUCCAUUUGCCACCUAUCGGAAUUCCACCUGUCACUGUUCCACCAAUCGUAAAACCACCCGUUGAUUUGCCACCUAUUGGAAUUCCACCUGUCACAGUUCCACCAAUCGUAAAACCGCCCGUUGAUUUGCCACCUGUUGGAAUUCCACCUGUCACAGUUCCACCAGUAAAACCUCCAGUUGAUUUGCCACCAAUCGGUUUACCACCAAUUGUGAAACCGCCAAUUGGUUUACCACCAAUUGUGAAGCCGCCAAUUGGUUUACCACCUAUUGGAAUUCCACCUGUCAUAGUUCCACCAGUAGUUAAACCAUCACCUAAAGGGAAAAAACCAUGUCCACCAACUACAAAGGCAACAUGCCCAAUUGACACAUUGAAACUUGGGGCUUGUGUGGAUCUUCUUGGUGGGCUUGUUCAUAUUGGGCUUGGUGACCCAGCUGUUAAUGAAUGUUGUCCAAUACUUAGUGGGCUUGCUGAACUUGAAGCUGCUGCUUGCCUUUGCACAACACUUAAAGUCAAACUACUUAACCUUAAAAUCUAUGUACCUCUUGCACUUCAACUCCUUGUUACUUGUGGAAAGAGUCCACCACCUGGCUACACUUGCUCCAUCUAGGUUUCCAAUCUGAAAUUUGAAGAAUUGCAUGGAUUGACAUGAAAGGAUGUCAAAUUUCUGAUUUAUUUAAUUUCUCUCCACCCACCCCCCACGCCCACCCCCUCAAAAUUGUAUUUUGUGUAUUUCUGCUAUUAUUUUAUCAUGGCUUUGUGGAAUUGUUAUUUAAUGAAAUUAUUAUUAUUUCAGUG
This is a messenger RNA of Solanum stenotomum, 979 nucleotides long. RefSeq names its product 36.4 kDa proline-rich protein-like. The transcript is spliced from 2 exons. NCBI's taxonomy places the organism in Eukaryota, Viridiplantae, Streptophyta, Magnoliopsida, Solanales, Solanaceae. The coding region runs from base 36 to 791 and encodes 251 amino acids. The record is from RefSeq and is a predicted model, not a curated record.